GAACGCAUCAGUACUGACACAAUGGCAACGCGAGCUGCCAGAACGCCUGCAAUGCCGUUGCCUCAAGCGAAUGUGCAUCCUGAUCAAAAGACGUCUUCCUGCUUUACGUGGGAGGCAUUGGCCGACGUCCUGAGUUUUACUCCACAGCAGGGGAGGCCACUGAAUUGCAAGCAUUCACCGCGAGAAGGAAAGUGGAGUGAGUGGAGUGUUCAGCUUGACAACGACAUCAGCGGGGAAACAGUGCUUAAAGCCUUCAGACCUCAGCAUCAUCAUUAUCAACGGGCAGCGGACGUCUUGCUUCAUCAACUGACUGGACAAAGCUUGAGGUGCAAAGAUGAAUCAAACUGCGUCCGUCUCGCAUCAGAUUGACUGUCAGCCUGCCAAGGAUGUCAAGGAGUUCGUGGAUGUCAGCCCCCCGCAGAGGAACUGGAAGGGCAUCGCCAUCUCGCUUCUGGUGAUCGUGGCCGUCUGCUCGCUCAUCACCAUGUCUGUGGUGGUCCUCACGCCUGCCGAACUCCCGGGCAGCACCAGGUCUCCGCUGACUGUGGAGGAUCUCUACUCGUCUGAGUUGAGCGUGCACAGCCCCGAAGCCACAUGGAUCAGCGACUCAGUGGUGGCGUACAGAAACCGAGACGGUCACGUUGUCACAUUUGAUUUCAUCCUCAACAAGACGGAAGUCCUUCUCAACAAUACCACCUUUGUGGCGUUCAAGGUGGCAAGGUACUGGCUGUCUGCAGACCUUAAAUAUGCGCUCUUUGCUUACGAUGUCAAACAGAUGUACAGAUAUUCCUACCAGGCUUCCUACAUUGUUUACAACAUAUACACACGGGAGGUUUGGGAGCUGAACCCCCCGGAGGUCCACAACGCCGUGCUGCAGCAUGCAGCCUGGGGACGACAAGGACAGCAACUGAUUUACAUUUUCGAGAAUAACAUCUACUACCAGCCUGAUGUGAGGAGUAGCUCCCUGAGGAUCACUUCAUCCGGCAUGGAGGGCGUCAUCUUCAACGGGCUGGCGGACUGGCUGUACGAAGAGGAGGUUCUGCACUCGCACUUGGCUCACUGGUGGUCACCGGAUGGAGACAAACUGGCUUUCCUCACAAUCAACGACACACAGGUACCCAACAUGGCCCUGGCCCAGUUCACCGGUAGCGCCUACCCCCGAGGACUCCAGUACCCGUAUCCAAUGGCUGGCCAGCCAAACCCCGUGGCUAAGCUGUCAGUGGUCAGUCUCUUCGGGGUGACACACACUGUGGAACUGAAGCCUCCUGAUCAACUCAGGCUCAGGGAUUUCUAUAUCACCAUGGUGAAGUGGAUCAGCAACACUCAGCUCGCCGUGCGGUGGCUCACUCGGCCCCAGAAUGCAUCACUGCUGACAGUGUGCGACGCCGCCGUAGGAGUCUGCCUCGUGAGGUGCGAGGACUCCUCUGAUACGUGGAUCUCCAGGCCGGACCAGGAGCCUCUGUUUUCAGAAGACACCAGCAGGUUUUUCCUCACUGUGCCCGUAAAGCAAGGUGGUCAGGGUGACUUCCACCACAUCACCAUGUUCACCAAACAGGGCGACCAGGAUGACAUUCGGCACAUAACGUCAGGCGACUGGGAGGUGACACAAAUCGUGUCCUACGACGAAAACAAGCAGGUCAUAUACUUCCUGAGCACAGAAGUGUCGGCACAAACGAGGCAUCUAUACAGCGUGUCCACCGUCGGCCUGUUUCCACGGCGAUGUCUCACCUGUGAACUGAGGGAGGGGUGCACGUUCUUUGAGGCCACCAUCGGCCCUGAUGCAGAGCGUGCCAUCCUAUGCUGCAAGGGUCCGGGAGUUCCAUCUGUACUGCUUCUAAGUUUGGAGGAGGAGGACUCUUAUUUCAUCCUGGAGAGCAAUCGCCCUCUGUGGUCGAUGCUGGCGAGCAAAAGGACCGUGCAGACCCAAACGCACACGGUGCAUCACGGCAACUUGGCGCUGCCUCUGAAGCUCAUCCUUCCUCCUGACUUCUCCGAGUCCUUCCUCUACGGCCUCCUGCUCAUUGUUGGAAGAUCUCCUGGCGACCAGGCGGUCACAGAGGAGUUUAGACUAGACUGGGACUGGGUGCUGGUGGGCUCGGGGCAGGUCGUGGUGGCCAGAUUGGACGGUCGGGGAUCAGGGUUCAGAGGUCAAAGGAUGUCGCAGCAGCUCCAUAAGAACAUCGGGCAGGUGGACGUCGAGGACCAGACAGCAGCGCUGGCGUACUUGAUGAAGCUGCCCUUCAUCGAUCCCACGCGGGUUGGAGUUUUUGGAGAGGACUACGGCGGGUACCUGACGCUCAUGCUGCUCAAGUCCACAGAACCGACAAUCCGAUGCGCGGCGGCUCAGGCUCCUGUGGUGGACUGGACCAUGUAUGCUUCAGCCUUCUCGGAGAGAUACUUGGGCUUGCCGUCGACUGAGGACAACAGAUAUCAAAUGUCCAAAGUCCUCCCUGAAAUGAAAGGCCUGCAGGGAGGAACUCUGUUUCUCGCGCACGGGACCGCCGAUGCAAACAUUAACUUUCAACACUCAGCCGAACUGAUCAAGCACCUGAUCAGGGUCGGAGCCAACUACACCAUGCAGAUCUACCCGGACGAGGGCCACUUCCUGUCCAGGCACAGUCGGAUUCAGCUGAUGCACUCUUUGAUCGGUUACUUUCGAGGAUGUCUGCUGGAGGCGUCAUCGUUACUGGCGGAUGAGUGACGAAAACGGUGUGUGCGUGUGUGUGUGUGUGCGUGUGUGUGUUUUUUUUAAACAUGUAGCCCAAGACAAGUGGAUGAGUGACAACGCAGCUCCUUUUUUUUUUUUUUGGUUGCUUGACGUCCUUGUGUGCAGACUGUGAGACCAAAGCUUUUUUGUCAUGGAGACGAUGUGCUGCUGGAGGCCUGAAGCCGUCAGAGCUGUGCACUUCUACAUUUCCGCAUGGCACUGAGGCUUUGUCGUUACGCACUCAGUGGAUUUUUGGUGUCAGCGUUUGUGUUGUCUGUGUAUAGGACAGCAAUCGUAAUACAAUUUUUUUUAAAAUUGUGACAGUCAUCCCUCGUUUUUCGUGGUUAACUGGUUCCAGACCCGACCGUGAUAAGUGCAUUUCCAUGAAGUUGGAUUCGAUAUCGAUAAAAGGAAUAUUUUGGUAGUUAAAGCAUAGAAAACCUGUGUAUGACCUUCUAAAUACAGUUUUUAACAUGAUUAGAGCCCUCUAGACAUGAAAUAACACCCCUAUAGUCACAUUUUACACUCCUAUGACCCAAUAUAGUAGACAUAAUAGGCGAAAAUAAGACAUAAUAUAUAUGACUCACACAUGUUACCACUGGGUUACCAUUUUUUACUUCCGGGACUUCUUGCGAUGGCUAAUGUACGAUUACUGACAACUACAGCGGCAGUGUAGAAUAAUACAUACCAUCACUAUGUCUUUGAAUGCGUCUUCUGAAUGCCUUACACUUGUAUGUUAGUUCAUUUAGUCAUUUUUAUGGUUGAGUUUGUAAAUACACGGGACUUGAUGGAAACUUUGUGCCAAUAGAUGGUAAUCAGAUGAGGCGAGGAUGUUGAGAGUGCCGAGGUAACUUUAUCUCAGCCAUGGGAAGGAUGUACAUUUUGGAACACAUCGGUAAGUGUACCUUUGAAUCAGUGGGUGAUCAAGCCUGAGCCUGUGUCCUGCACCCAAUUAUGUGUAGCGUAGUGCCUGGAAGGUGGGUGGAGGUGGUGAGCUAGGCGGUGGUAGCGAGAUCCCGACCUGGCACUGCCCUGCCGGACCGGGUCAUCGCUCAACCUUAGAAAUGCUUCAAGGCCUAAAAUACGUCAAAUUUGCUUAAACAUGCAUACUUUUGACUAGUAAUAGGCCGGACAGGGUGACAGAGUGAAGCUGCGAAAUUUGAACCGCGAUGUGGCGAGGGACGACUGUAUAUAAAAAAAAAAUGUAAAAAGUCAUCAGGAUGUAAAGCUAGUCAAGUGCUUUUAUUUUUGUAUUUUUUGUUUUCUUUGCUCAUACUCUCUAUGUAAAUAUAAGUUUUUGUGUAUGUACUGUAUAUCUUCUGGACUCGCUUCGUUAAGAGUAAAAGUUGCAUCAGUCAAAAAAUGUGUGACGAAGAGGAAACAUGUACAGUAAUCCCACGUUUAUCAUGCUUAAUUGGUUCCAGACUCCGGCUCGGAGAAGUGAAUUUUCUUAAUUAUAAAUAUUUUGGUACUUAGAACAUAGAAAACCUGUUUAUCACCUGCGAAAUAUGUUUUUUUAACGGUAUUAGAGCCCUUUAGACAUGAAAUAACACCCCUAUAGUCAUCUUUACCCUCCUAUUAGUAGGCAUAAUAUGAGAAAAUAAGACAUAAAUAAGGCUCGUGGUUGUGUGUGUUGCUAUAAAUGUGUUCCCAAGGGGAGCUGAGUGGGUGGCAGACAGGAAGGGACGCCGGGGGUUAAGAGUUGAGUUUUAGCUUGGCAUGAGUUACGGCCGCAACAGUAGCCCAUGUUAGGGAUUAUUGUGCCUGUGGUGAGAUCAUUCAAACCUGCAAUAAAAGCCUGUUGCUCCGGCGAUCAACUCUGGUGCUUGUGUGUCUCAUCCAACAUUACAGUAACAUUACUGACACCCAGUGACCAGUGUAGAUUACUACAGUAUAUUUCAUCAUCUUUGAAUGAGUCUUCUGAAUGACUUAUAUUUGUAUUUUACUUCAGUUUGCCAUUUUUAUGCUUCAAAAUGCUGAAUUUAGGCAAAAAAAAAAGUAAAAUGUGCUUAAAUAUGCAUAUUUUUUAACUGAUAUAUUUUUGAAAAAAAAUGAAGCCACAAAAUUUGACACGCAAGUAACGAGGGAUUACUGUACAAGGGGCACUGGACUAUAAGUCGCAUUUAGCGGUAUUUAUGAUGGAGAUAUCAUCAGAGCAACAUUUUUUUGUUUUUUAGGAGUGCCAUGGCACAGCUCUUAGCAAAAUUAAAUUCACAAGAGAAGAAGACUAACUAGGGGGCAAACUAAAGCUACAGAAGCUGAAAUAAGUCACAUAUUUAAAGUAUAUGGAUACAAUAAAAACACUUUUAAUACGUGACAUGCUGCCAUGGUGCGUCCCAGUAUGUAGAAACGUAUCAAACAGCCGUACUUUAGCACCAAAACGCCAUGUUUUGAAUGAAAAUAGAGUGAAAAGAGAAUAGAGUGUGUCUUUAGUUAGCCACCGGCUGAUGCAGCAGCUGCAAUCUCCAAGCUAGACCUAAUUUGUGUCCUAAUUAAACAACGCCGCUGUCUGAAAUCCACAGGUACCUUACCUUGUACAGUUGCACAUUACUUACGGACACAUGGUCUCCAAGGCAGAAGUGUAUUCAAAAAGAUUCCAUAGGAAUCCCAGUAUGUGGAAACGUAUCAAACAGCCGUAUUUUACCACCAAAACGUCAUGUUUUUGAAUGAAAAUAGGUUGAAAAGAGAAUUGAGUGUGUAUUUAGUUAGCCAGCGGCUGAUGCAGCAGCUACAAUCUCCAAGCUAGACCUAAUUUGUGUCCUAAUUAAACAACGCCACUGUCUGAAAUCCACAAGUACUUUACCUUGUGCAGUUGCACAUUACUUACAGACACAUGGUCUCCAAGGCAGAAGUGUAUUCGAAAAGAUUCCAUAAGAAUCCCAGUACGUGGAAACGUAUCAAACAGCCGUACUUUAGCACCAAAACGCCAUGUUUUGAAUGAAAAUAGAGUGAAAAGAGAAUUGAGUGUGUAUUUAGUUAGCCAGCGGCUGAUGCAGCAGCUACAAUCUCCAAGCUCGACAUGAUUUGUGUCCUAAUUAAACAACGUUGCUGUCUGAAAUCCACAGGUACCUUACCUUGUACAGUUGCACAUUACUUACAGACACAUGGUCUCACAGGCAGAAGUGUAUUAGAAAAAAUUCCAUAAGAAAGAGCGUUAGGUUUGCUUUCCAUUUUUGAAUUUGUAUUCAAUGUUCAAUUAAAAUCGAAGGGUGUGGGAGCCACUUCGAUAUUCUGCACAUUUUAAAAAGAAACUUUGUGUUACAAAGUGAAAUUGUAAGCUUGAAAACUUACCAGAUAUCGCGAGCAUGCCAUUUUGAUUCGCCGGUGUCAUUUUUCAGGUGAUUUGGUCUAUUUCCAGUUGUUUUCUGCCUAAUAUUUAAUUAAAUCUGCAGAAUGUGCCAGUGAGAAAGGAAGCUGCAGGCCAUAAAUGGUCCCAAGCCUGCACUUUGGAUGCGCCCGGGACUAAAUGAAGGAGUGUGUCAUUAAUUGUGAUGUGAAAGUAUCUCAAAAUAUUUUCAUUGUUCGCCGUCAAUGAAUCAGCACACGUCAUAAAAAUAACACGCUGUGUUGGAAAUAAAUUCAAGUUGCAUUUGGUCAAUGUUUUCUGUCAGAAACUCACGCCAAAAAACAAAAAACAGACAAUUAUGGUGAUGCUGACACGUCCGUGCAGUGACAAACGUGUGACUCUGGAGGAGGUUGCCAUGCCAACCACUUUGUUGUAAAUCCUCAGGUCAUUUUUGCAUAUUAACCAAUGAGAACCCAGACCUAUUUAUGCUUCGAUUAAAAUGAUGGCGUGUAUACAACAUUUAUGAUGUUUUUGCCUUAAAAUACUUGCCGUUCAUGUCAAAGACGUGUGAUGUCACAUCAGAGCUGGCUGGCCCUUUAUGCAAUAUGGGUAGUUGCGAAGGGUGCUGUGGCCAGCAGGGGGUGCCAAAAAUUGAACUUCAAUAUAAUGAAAUUCUAAUGAAUGAAAUAGCGGUAAUUGUAAUAAAAAAAUAUGAAUAACAGUAAUACAAUUCAUAAUUAUUAUAAUUACAAUCAAAUUAGUAUUAAUUGUCAAUAAUAUAUUAAACAAUAAUUAAAUACAAAAAUGAAAUAAUAAACACUGGUUCUUACUGUGAACCUUUAAAAUAGAAAAGCUCGCAUUGAUUCAAAUUGUAAUACAAAGCCCAACUCACAUUACUACAAAUGUAUGGAGUUACUACAUAGUUUAAAUGUAGCUUAUAUAUGGAGUUCGUGUGUGCAACUGUGCUUAUUUCAGCUGUUAGAUGUUGAUUGUUGUGUGUAUAUUUUUGUGUUACUAUUAUUAUUUAUUAACUUACACUAUUUUUAUUUUGUGGCUAUUUAUAUUGUAGUUGAUUUUUCUUUCAUGUAUUUUUUUUCUUUUUUGUAAUCUUCCAAAUGAAAGACGACGGUAAAAACAAUGCCAAUCAAAUGGCCAUUAAAAUGACCUUUAAUGAUACGUAAUAAUCUUUUGGAUAUUGUUUAUUAUUGGUGUAUGCAACUGCUCAAGAGAGCCCCUUACUGUCACAGCUUCCGGUGUUGGCGCGCCCUCUUGUGGUCAGCAAGUCACAGUACGUAACAUUUUCUAGUCGUGUUGUCUUGUUUCGCUUCUCAUGUCAGCGUUGAGUCGUAUUAAAACGUGGAUUGAAUACGGUGACGUUAAAAAACAAACAGCAUUGUUGAUUGUAAACACGUUUAUUUGAAAAAGAAGGCACAAACAUGUUCCGACCUUCCAAGGAGAGUCAAGCUCAAGAAAAGCAAACUGAUGGGAAGGAGCUUAUACAUUUGUAGAUGCAGAACAACCUGUUUAUGUCGACGCCCCCUCGGACUGGUUGACUCACGUGGAAACCAGCCAUUGCUUGCGUAUUGACUUGCGACUUUCGCCACGCACACAUAAGGGGAAUGGGUGAUAAUAAAGUUUGUCGAUGUCAUUUGUGCAUACCUUUAU
This is a messenger RNA of Dunckerocampus dactyliophorus (ringed pipefish), 7658 nucleotides long. Its product is annotated as inactive dipeptidyl peptidase 10-like. The transcript is spliced from 27 exons. Bases 335 to 2701 code for a protein of 788 amino acids. Gene Ontology annotation, biological process: proteolysis. NCBI's taxonomy places the organism in Eukaryota, Metazoa, Chordata, Actinopteri, Syngnathiformes, Syngnathidae. The record is from RefSeq and is a predicted model, not a curated record. Gene Ontology annotation, molecular function: serine-type peptidase activity; dipeptidyl-peptidase activity.